AUGCGCGAGGCUAACCCGACGGCUCCGGUUGAUACCAUGGGGUGUGCCGAAUUGUAUUGGCGAGCAUCAUCUCCGCGAGACCGACGAUUUCAGACUCUCGUUGCGCUGAUGCUGUCUUCUCAAACGAAGGACACCGUCACGGCCGUGGCGAUGCAGCGAUUGCACACUGAACUUGGGGAUGGCGAAGCUCCUCUGAUAGAGACUAGUAUGAUCAAGGAAGAGCCAGACGAAGAUACUUUUAAGUUAGAAAAGCCUCUCAGAGACAGUACUUUGAAUCUCGAGAAUAUUCUGGCUGUUUCCCCCGAGCGCCUGAACGAAUUGAUCGGUAAGGUGGGCUUCCACAACAACAAGACCAAGUAUAUCAAGGCCGCGGCUAUCAUUCUUCGUGAUCAGUACCAGAGUGACAUUCCAUCCACUGCCGAGGAGUUAAUGAAGCUCCCCGGAGUAGGUCUGAAGAUGGCAUAUCUCUGUAUGAGCGCCGCUUGGGGAAAGCAUGAAGGUAUUGGAGUUGAUGUCCACGUUCAUCGCAUAACGAACCUCUGGGGCUGGAAUAAGACGAAAACACCGGAGGACACUCGCAAGGCACUGGAGUCAUGGUUGCCAAAGGAUAAAUGGCACGAGAUCAACAAGCUUCUUGUUGGGCUGGGACAGACGGUCUGCUUACCAGUAGGUAGGAAAUGCGGGGAUUGUGACCUCGCGGGGACGAAACUAUGCAAAAGCGAGAUCAGAGGCCUUGUAUCUAGCAGGAAGGUUGAUGCUAAGGAGGAGAGUGUUGAAGGCGGAGUGGAAGUAAAAAUCGAGGGGGAGUGA
Messenger RNA from Aspergillus oryzae RIB40, 810 nucleotides. RefSeq names its product endonuclease III domain-containing protein. The record is from RefSeq and is a predicted model, not a curated record. Gene Ontology annotation, cellular component: nucleus. Bases 1 to 810 code for a protein of 269 amino acids. Gene Ontology annotation, molecular function: oxidized pyrimidine nucleobase lesion DNA N-glycosylase activity; DNA-(apurinic or apyrimidinic site) endonuclease activity; DNA binding. Gene Ontology annotation, biological process: base-excision repair; base-excision repair, AP site formation; nucleotide-excision repair. Lineage: Eukaryota; Fungi; Ascomycota; Eurotiomycetes; Eurotiales; Aspergillaceae. The transcript has a single exon.